GUAUUCAAACUUCCGCCGUGGUGUGUGUGAGUGUCUGUUGUUAUCGGUCUUGUGCUUUCUUUGUACAUAUUGAGACAGUUUGCAAGCGUUUAGCUUCGUCAUUGGGUCGGCAAACCUCGACUUCGUCUCAGUGGAACAUAUUUUUAAACAGAGCCGUUUAAAAAUGGAAGAAAACGAAGAAGUAAGUAGUAAAAUGGUGGAGAGCAAAAAACCGAAACUGCGCAGGAUGUCAUCGAGGACGUCUACGACCAGUGUCAUCAGCGCUGCAGAACCUUCACCGCAAACACUCCGGAGAAACAACUCCAAAAAGUGAGUAAAAAUCUUUCAAGGGUCGUUGUUUUCAUCUUUAAACAUUUUUAAGCUCUGCGGGGUCAAAUUUGACGGUGUUUAAGCACGUUAUGAGCUGACGUUACGUCCUACAGUAAUGAAUAGCACUGACUGUUUUAACCGGCGAAUGAUGCUUUCAAGUCCGGCUCGAAAAACACAGUUUCAGACGAACGAACCCGUUUUUUCAGAUAUCAAUCGCAGUGUCAGGCAGAUGGAUAUACCCUUGUAUGUUUAUUUUGUGUAUUUUUUAUUGUGAAAAGAAAAUGAAUAAAGUGGUUGAAACUAUGCUGUGAAGUUUAGAGGGAAAUGUCAGCGUCAUUUUACUAGUGACCAUACUUAAAAUAUUUACAUAUAAGUUGUUAGUUCAUGUUAAAGUAGGAGUAAGUAUUUGGGGUAUUUCUACUUGCAGACUUAUCAAAUAAAGAAAUUGAUUUUUAGAUGCUAUUUGCUCUAUGAAAACAAAGAAAUGAUGUGCCAAUAACAAAAAAAUGACAGCUUAAGAAACAUGACCAUAUUUUCUUGAUUUUGUGGCCAACAAGCGAAAACCCAAUUAUAUUUAAUGUAUUUCAAACUAUGACAUGACUGUAGUAAGGUUCUGUUAAUUGUGCCUUUGUUAUAUUUUUAACCUACACCCUGAAGUAUUAGAUUUGAUAAUUCUUUUAUAAAUAGUAGAUGACAUGAGACUCCAGACGAACAAAUUUCCCUUUGGGGAUCAAUAAAGUUCUUGUUUUGUAUAUGCAUUUAAUGCUUUGGUUAAUUUUCACAAACAAAAAAGUAUACUGAAUAAACAUUUAUAAGCAUGUAAGCAGUCCCUUCAAAAUAAAACAACACCUUCAGUUACAAAAAGAGGGGAACAAAGGAAAAGGUGUAACUAAAGACAAAAUACAAAUACAUUUUCAGAUUAAAAUAUAGCAUUGAUAACAAGAUUCAUAUGAUAAAUAAAGUAGAGUAGAAUAAAAUGAAUAUACAGUCAUCUAGCAGAUCUAACAGUCACAUUUGUUCAUUGUUCAUAUGUUCAUUAAUGUAAAUUUUAGCUUUUUUUAAAUCAUUGUUACAAUAAGAGAGACAUACCAGUUAGUUGUAUUGGUAUUGAAUAUCUGCAGCAACUAGUUAUAUAAGUUGGAUAAUCUAUAAGCUUUUUUGGGGGGGGCUGUAUCACAUUUUAAGACUCUUGAACAGCAACAGUGUAAGUUUUUUUUUUUUUUUUUUUUUUAAGUCUAUCAGUCACUUUGAAAAGGUGUAUCUGCAUGUUCAAACUUGUAUUGUGCCUCUGUUUGCUCUCUUGGGCUUGGAAAAUGUAAACUGUUUAACAACCUGCAGAGAGGGUUGAAAAAAUUCCUAAUGUUUGUGCUGGCUUUGACUGCAGCCCUCCAGAAUGAAGUAAACUUAAAGGAAUAUUAUGGGAAACAUUUAACCUAAAUUUAUAAGCCUUCUUUUCAACUGCUGGUAAAUAUAAAUGCUUGGCUUGAAACUUUGUUCACUUUCCACUCCCAUGUUUCUGAAGGCAAAAGGGUAAAUUAGGUUGCGAAGUGAUGUGUUCAGCUGACCUUGGCCUUUCAUGGACCAUCAUGGUAUCAUUCCUGAAGAAUAACACAUUGUACCUCUCUGUGGCUGCAUUAUAUGUGGCUUUAUGUGGCAGAAACAAGGAGCAGUCCAACUUCUCAUAUGGAAUAAAAUAGUUAGAUCCUCCUGCCGUGAUCCACAGUAUUUGAUUUAUUGAACACAGCAGUGAGCAGAAAAAAACUGCAUUAAUAUUUUAUGAUUAAGCUAAACAGUUUUUUUUUUUUUUAAUAAAAAUGAUCAUUCUACUUUUAUUUUCUCCUGGAUACACCAACAGUCAUGAGCUUGAAAGAGCCAAGUGUUGAAAUUCAAUCUUCAAUCAUUUUUAAAUACUGACUUGAUGUUUUUAGUGACUGUUUUUGUUCAGUCACCAGUCAAAGAAAUACCCUCAGCAUGGUAUUUGUUCAAUUCAUUGUACUGCAUGAUCCUAUUUAAUCAUUGUUUGUCUCAUUGCCUGCAGACCUCCAUUGCAGAGAGGCAGCUCCUUCACCUUUCUUACUCCUGGGACCCCAUGGGACUUCAGUCUAGUGAGUCCAUCUUUGAUAAUGCAAUGAUAUUGGAGUGCAUUAAAGUCUCCAGCCAUACAUUGAUUGGUUUUUGCAUACAUCACUAUUAAAUCAAUCCAUAUCAUUUUGAGCAUUUUGUACUGUGACCGUUGGUUAUGUGAGAGAUGUUGCUGAAUUUUUAUUUUUUUCACUAACCACCAUUUAUUCUUGUGUUUCUGCAGAAGAGAAAGCGCAAAGAAAAGGACGACGACACAGUCAGUCUGUCUAGCUUUGACCUCAAGGUGAGAAUCAGGGAAGCUUCCUGUUGAUGCUGAAUGUUUGUGCCGCACCCUCUGAAGUGAAUUCCUCAGUAAAGACAGACAUUAGCACAGUGUGUUAUGAGCUAAAAAAAUCUCACUGGAUCUCGUAAAAGCACUAGUAACUUCCUUGCAAAAUGGUGCUGGUAUUUAGAUUUCUACUUUGUCUUGUGUUGCAGAACUCAUUGGUGAUGGUACUGUUACACAAUAGUCCUUAAAAGAAGUGACUGUAGUGACUAUGCUGACCUGAAUUUUAGUCACUGUCUGGAUGCGGGAGUGAGGUGUUUUUGACGCACUUCCAGUACAAUCCAAUGUCCAAUCCAAGGUUGUUGUUGGUUAAAAUUUUGCCAUUUAUCGAUUGAAUGAAAAACAAGCAAAAAAAGACAGAUACGUCCAACUUACUAUGAUGGUGUGGCUCGUGAUGAGGGUCUUCCUGUUCCUCAGAUCACUGCUUCACCUGUGUCCCUUUUGUAGCAUUUACCUGCCCAUUCACCUUGUGGUGAUUGUGCAAGCAACAAAACAAAACCGGAAAAAUGAUAUAGAUAAAAUGGCUCAUACAGUGACACUGAAGACCAUUAAUUUCCUGUACUUCUAGGAACCCAGUAACAAGCGUGUUCGACCUCUGGCAAAAGUUUCAUCCCUGGUGAACUUGAUUUCCCCCUCAAAGAAUGGAGCAGUACGACGCUUUGGUCAGACCAUCCAGGUAGGAACAAUUCACAUUUACUUUGCUUAAAAAUAUCACAUGUUGAACCUAAAACUAAAUUUUUUUGUGAUUUACUGAGAAAAUAUGUUUGUUUUUUUGUCUUAGUCGAUGUCAUUACGCAGUGACACCAAGUCACCGGGGAUGUCCCUCAAAGGGAGCAGCAAGACAGCGGGUCCCACUCCCACUAAACGCAGAAACAGCACACUGUGGUCAGAGAUGCUGGACGUCCAACAGAAGAGCACGUUCUCCACUAAAGAGAUCAAGAGACAGGAGGUUUGGGCGUCUCAUUGUUUUUAAAGUCUUAAAUGCAGUAAACCACAGAGAGAUGCAAAAGUAACUGAUUACUGAUUUGACUUGUGAUUCUUCAGGCAAUUUAUGAGCUUUUCAGGGGAGAGCAGGAUCUCAUCGAAGAUCUCCAACUUGCUCGAAAGGUACAGAAACUGAACUGAAACUUAACACAUGAAUUCAACAUCAGUGAACUUGGAUAAAGCCCUCACACUUCUGCCUUUUUUAUGUGUAGGCGUACCAUGAUCCAAUGUUGAAACUCUCCAUCAUGACAGAAGAGGAACUGGCUCACAUAUUUGGGGACCUUGAUGCAUACAUCCCCUUGCAUGAGGGUAAGUUACACUCAAAGAUUUCUGAACUUUGAAUGUUUUCACUGAUUUCUGACAAGUGUCUUUUUUUUGACUUGCAGACUUAUUGAUGAAACUGACAGAAGGAACUGGCCCCGAUGGAACAGUAGCUCAGAUUGGACAGAUAGUUAUAGACUGGGUAUGAAUGAAUACGUCUUUUUUGCUUUGCAUUCAUUAUGUACACAUAAAUAACAUCAUGUAUAAAGAUCGUAAUAACUACUUUUUCCUCUCAGCUGCCCGGUCUGAAUGCUUACAAAGACUACUGCAGCAACCAGCUUGCUGCUAAAGCCCUGUUGGACCAGAAAAAGCAGGACAGACGGGUGCAAGAUUUCCUGCAGCGCUGUCUAGAGUCGCCCUUCAGCAGGAAGCUGGACCUCUGGAGCUUCCUGGACAUCCCUCGUUCACGGCUGGUGAAAUACCCUCUGCUGCUGCGGGAGAUCCUGAGACAUACACCCCCCGAUCAUCCGGAUGUAGCUUAUCUGGAGAGAGCGGUAUGUAUUCACAUUGUGCCUGUUAUCACAAGGAUGCAGCUUUUAUUUCACCUAUUGUACAUUUUUUAUUAUGUUUACUGAUCUUUCUCUGAUUCACCAGAUUACCAUAAUCCAGGACAUUUUGUCUGAUAUCAACAUAAGAAAAGGGGAGUCAGAGUGCCAGUAUUAUAUCAACAAACUGGAGUAUCUGGAUGAAAAGCAGCGGGACCCUCUCAUAGAAAACUGUAAAGUACUAUUAUGUCACGGAGAGCUGCGAAACAAGAGUGGAUCGGUGAGAAUGAACAUAAUUCUGCUUUAUUUAAUCUCUAAAAUUUGAGUUUGUUUUGUGUUUAAUUAGUUCUUUGAUUCCCCCACAGAGGCUGCAUGUAUUUCUGUUCUCUGAGCUCCUGGUUCUGACCCGACCUGUGACCCGCAAUGACAGAAGCUGCUUCCAGGUUUACAGGCAGCCAAUUCCAGUCCGAGACUUGGCUUUGGAGGACCUGCAGGAUGGAGAGAUCCGCAUGGGAGGGUCGUUCAGAGGGGCUUUCACCAAUGGAGAGAAAAGUGGGUUGAAUUGAGUUACACUUAUUUAUAGAUGUAGCAUCUCCAGUGACUCUAACAUUUUACUAACUAUAGGGACAUUCAUUUUGUCUGCAUUUCACUGUAAAUUCACACAUAUUUGGUCAGAGUAGGUUAGAGCAGUGGUUCUCAACUGGUCUCACUCUGGGACCCACACUUUCCCAUGGUCCUUAAGUCGCGACACACUUUUACAGAAUUCAAACCAAGCAAAUUUAUUUUUUAUUAAAAAAACCUGUAAAGACUCUAAUCUUUCACAUAAAUCCACUUGUUUGUUUUUUUUUUUGAGUAAAGUGCAUGCCAGAGCACAUGAGAAUGACAACUACUGAAGUUGCUUGAACAAAAAAUAUCAAAUUUCAUAUAAAUAUCACAUUAAAUAUUUACUUUUUGACUAGCUGUUCUAAACCCAUCCAGAACGUGUCCGCGACCCACUUUUAGGGCGGGACCCACCAGUUGAGAACCACUGGGUUAGCGUACAGUUGCCCGGGUUCCUGGUAGCACCAGAGUUUAAACCACAGAUCAUUCAUUUCACAUCAGGUAGAUUUUGUUUCUAUUCUUUGCUGCUUCGGUGGAUCUGGUUGACCGUGUUUCUUUACUUUACAGCCAAGAACAUUUUCCGCGUAAGCUCCAUGGAUCCAUCUCAUGGCCAGUCUCACACCCUGUAUGUCAAUGAUGUCUACCACAAGCAGCAGUGGCUCAACUGCCUGCGCACCGCCAUGGCCCAACAUCAGGGGGCACCACCCAGAGCUCAGCAGGAUGAAGCUGUCCGAGCCAAACGGCGAUCCCCCAUUAUCUCACCGCCCAUCAGUCACGAGGAGACUGAUGAGAACUGUCCACCUGUCUCAGGGCCCAAACUCAGGCCUCAGACACUUUCCAAAACCAGACUGGACCAGAAGUUUCAAGGCUCUGUAAAGAGGAAGGAGACCGGAGUUUAGACGCUUAACUAUGAGCUACAGGGUUUACUACAGGUUUUCCUGGAACAUGUGUCCUGGUUGUUUACGUGUCUAGAGGUAGAUUUUUCACCCAACCACUAUUUGUGUGCUUUUUUUUGUCCUUGUAGCUGCACUGAAAGCUAUUUUAAUCAUUUCCGUCCAAAAUGCCCUUUUAAUUUUAGUCUUUUAAAAAAGUGUAAUUAGUUUACAAAACAAUGUCAUGUAUCAGUGUUACUGAAAUGUAAGUUUACAACAGAUCAAUGUGUGGAAUCACAGUUUUAUGAGUCUAAGUUUUCGAAGAACUUUUAUCUUUUUUUUCUGUUAAUAUCAAAACAUCUUUAUUGUAUGGACAAGAUGUGUGCAUCUGUGAGUUUGAUAUGUGUCAAGAUAAGGGAUCAAGAAACAAGAAAAAUGUGUGAUGGCCACAGCAUGAAAUGUCAAAAUGCAAGCAGAACACAAGAACAUGAGCCACAGAGACAAUAUAAUGAAAGUAUCAAGCUGAUGAGAAAAGUUGUCCAUUGGGAAAAAAAUAAAAUAGUUUGUACAUUUCUGAAGAA
Molecule: messenger RNA, 6559 nt
Organism: Xyrichtys novacula (pearly razorfish)
Lineage: Eukaryota; Metazoa; Chordata; Actinopteri; Labriformes; Labridae
Source: the annotation of a GenBank genome assembly